Molecule: messenger RNA, 2467 nt
Organism: Magnolia sinica
Lineage: Eukaryota; Viridiplantae; Streptophyta; Magnoliopsida; Magnoliales; Magnoliaceae
Product: fluoride export protein 1-like
Exons: 8
Coding region: 445-1965 (506 amino acids)
Biological process (GO): fluoride transmembrane transport
Cellular component (GO): membrane
Molecular function (GO): fluoride transmembrane transporter activity
Source: RefSeq, a predicted model, not a curated record
UAUGUUUUUUUAAAAAAAGACCAGUACGUCGGGAUGUACUGUAGCAAUUGACAAAUCUCAAGACAAAAAUAGAAUCCUCUCCUCACCUUUCCAACCUCUUCUUCGAAGCUUCAUCUCUGUAUUUUAUAUAAAAUAAAAGGCUGAAGACGACUGUGGGAAGCUAUCCAUACGCGGCCUUCUCGUCUUCCACGUGUACGGAGAUCUCGCAUCGUCCACUUAUCAUAUCCACAGUCACGACGCAGCAGGACCAUCUGAUCUCUGGCAUUUGAUUGUGAUUGGAUUAGGUUUUAUUUUCCAGGAACAUAAAACAAGUUUCGACGGAUCCGGGCCAUUCAUCUGAUGAGGCACCACCGCCAGCAUUUCAGUAAUCAGAGGCUACAGAUUGUUCAAUGAAUCUGAUUUUCGGACUUUGACUGACAGCUCACCAGGACUUCAUCUAAGACAAUGGAAUCUGGUACUAAUGGUACAGAUGGAGAAUCCCAAAGAGUUCGACCAUACAAUGGUGCUCCUGAAUUGGUCUCAUCAUCAUCUAGUAGACGUGAAAUGAUAGAUUCAUCUAGUUCAUUCCAUCAAGCAAACAAUAUCGAAACAAGGAAAGAAUCAUUUCGUAGUUUGGGCAAUUCGGGUUCAUGGAGAUACGGUUCAAUAAGCUUCUCACGUGGGGUUUCUACACAAGCACUUGAGGAUAUUGAGAGUGAGAUCGUUGCACGAGCAGGGGAUGAUGGAUGUAGCAGAAGUAGCAGCCUGCGGUUUGAGGUGAAUGAAUUGCAUUCCAUUGAGAAUGGAGUUGGGACAAUUCCUAUUGAUCUGAUCAUACAGUCCAACAUCUGUGAUACUUCAAUGCUGAAUGUUAUGUCGGCGACGUCACCAAUGACUUCUGAAAUUAUUUCUCCUCUUUCAUCCGAUGCUUUCAUAUAUUCAAGAGACAAUGAAUGCAGUGAUUUGCAGAAGCAGAAUACACCUGGACCUGGCAAGGUUAAUCAGAAACAAGCUCCUUGGUUGUUGGAGUACAUAUCAUGCCUUUUUCAUUUAGCUGUUUUUGGAAUUUUGGGGGUAUUGUUGAGGUAUAUACUACAAAAGUUGUUUGGCCCUAACGUCUCUGGCCUUACAGCAGAUGGAACGGCUUUUUACCUUGACCUCCCAUCUAACAUUGUGGGUUCUUUCUUGAUGGGCUGGCUGGGUGUCGUGUUCAAAGCAAACAUAAGCCGUGUCUCUGAUCUGGUAGCCAUUGGACUGACCACAGGAUUCCUGGGCAGCCUCACCACUUUCAGUGGUUGGAAUCAGAAAAUGCUGGAGUUGUCUGCAGAUGGCCGAUGGGUGGUUUCCAUUGUUGGUUAUAUCAUAGAUACGGGGAUUGUAUAUUUUUUCAUCGGUUUCGGGGUUUGGACUGCCAGAGGUUUUCGAUGGCUUUUGAGUCGACUUGGCGUGAGGAAUUUGGUUAGAUGGAAGGUGGAUAGUUGCAAGCGCCACUUGGUAGCCUUGUUGGUGUUGGUAUUGAUGCUGGCCUUGUUAUGGGCUAUGAGUGGGGCAUUGCUGAAGACCCGAUUGGAAGCUGAUAAGAGCAGUGCCCAAUUGUGGUUGGCCUGCAUCGUCGGGCCUCUAGGUGUGUGGGCUCGGUGGUUCCUCGCCCGGCUCAAUGGUCGAGGGUUAGGAAGGAAGGGAUCGAUGAAGUGGGUCCCGUUUGGGACUCUCCUUGCUAAUGUAAUUGCAGCUUGUCUUAUGGCAGCACUGGCCACAACAAAGAAAGCAGUUAACACGAAGCGGUGUGAAAUCAUUGUGAAUGGCAUUCAGCUUGGGUUCUUAGGUUGUUUAAGCACUGUUUCUACCUUCGUCGCUGAGGUCUAUGCUAUGGCUCAUAGCAAAUGCCCAUGGAGAGCAGCUGUCUAUGUUGCACUCACAGUUGUUCCCUCGUUUGCCUUGGGGACAUUGGUAUACUCUGUGCCUGUUUGGACGAAGGGAUAUUAAUGUGGUGGCCCACUGGUAAUCAAUGUCUCUCCAAAUUUACAUGUGUAUACAAUGACACAUCGGUAUGUAUUUCAUACGCCGGAGAAAUAUGACUAUGCACAUGCUUGCACCCUGCUACUAUACACAUGGUAUGCAUCGAUCACAAUCCAAACGAUCUGUAACAUUGGACGCUGUGUCGAUGGUCAUAUCCCAGAAAUCAGAUUCAAUGGACUCCUAAUAUCCUGUUUUGAUUAUGGAAUUUUGGACCACUAUGUUUUCCGUGACCUUUGAUCUAAUGUAGUUCCUUUGGUCAUGACCCAUAUACUGUCAGCCCCAAUAUUUGAAUGGCUUGGGACUGGGCCACAUGUAUGCCAUGUGUAUAGCGGCUGCACACGUGGCUAUAAAUGGAUACGCCGCCAGAGUAUCAACAGCUUUGUCUUGGACAGUAGCAUCAACUUAAAUGCAUUUGAUUGAAUCUGAAAGGCAUCAAUUUGAAUAAUAUUCUAUCUUCAUUUGAUUUCUA